Messenger RNA from Penicillium longicatenatum, 1215 nucleotides. RefSeq lists its product as uncharacterized. NCBI's taxonomy places the organism in Eukaryota, Fungi, Ascomycota, Eurotiomycetes, Eurotiales, Aspergillaceae. Gene Ontology annotation, biological process: carbohydrate metabolic process; GDP-mannose biosynthetic process. The record is from RefSeq and is a predicted model, not a curated record. Gene Ontology annotation, cellular component: cytosol. Gene Ontology annotation, molecular function: mannose-6-phosphate isomerase activity; zinc ion binding. The transcript has 4 exons. Bases 1 to 1215 code for a protein of 404 amino acids.
AUGGCUGACGGAGUAUUGAAACUUGUUUGCGAAUGCAAGCAUGAUCCAUGGGGUAAAUUAGGGAAGGACUCUCUGGCAGGUCAGCUAUGGUCGCACAUGCCUGAUGCAGGAGAGCUGGACAGCUCCGAGACCUAUUCCGAGAUGUGGAUGGGUACAUACCCUACUGUACCAUCGCGGGUUCUUGCUACAGGAGAACCUCUUCUAGAUCAUCUCAAAAAUAAUCCCCAUCUCGUGGGGGAGUCGAUCUGCCGGAGAUAUGGCCCGGAUAUUCCUUUCCUUCCGAAGAUAUUAUCUUUUCAGAAAGCACUUCCACUUCAAAUCCAUCCAGAUAAAACUUUAGCCGAGCAACUACACAAGACAGACCCGGAAAAGUUUGGCGACACAAAUCACAAGCCCGAAAUUGCGAUCGCAUUGUCUCGCUUUGAGGCAUUCGUUGGAUUCAAACGUCUGGAUGAAAUUGCUGAGCUUAUGCGACUGAAGCCACUGGAGUCAAUUGUGCCAGAGCACACUGACUUUAAUGAUGAGGUCUUACGACAACUCUGUACCAAAAUGCUCAGCAUGUCCCCAGAAUCCGUAUCAGAUACAAUCACAGAAUUACAAAAUAGCCCUCUGUCAGAAUUUGACGAUGAUCACCGAAUUCCGUCACUUCUUCGUCGACUUAACGAGCAAUAUUCCAAAUCGGACAAUGGAAUCUUGGUCGCUACACUCUUAAUGAACUACAUGAUCUUGGAGCCUGGGGAGGCAAUAUGCGUCCCAGCUGAUAGUAUCCAUGCAUACCUAUCUGGAGAUAUUAUGGAGUGCAUGGCGAGAUCUGACAAUGUCUUGAACACAGGAUUCUGUCCACGUCCCGAUCGUGAUGAUAUUGAACUUUUUGCGCAAGCUCUUACAUUUAAACCACACAGCCCGGAAGAAUCUGUACUUCUGAAGAAGACAAGUCAGGUUGGAUUGAAAGGACGGACCACUGAAUACUCCCCGCCAAUUAGUGAAUUUAAUGUUCUGGGCGUUACCCUCCCUCCUAAGGGAGUUGAAGCUCACCGGGUAAUCCAAAGCCCCAGUAUCUUGGUUGUCACUCAAGGUUCGGGGAAAAUGGAUGUGAGCGAUGGAUCAGUCCACGACAUUAGUGAAGGAAGUGUUUACUUCGCUGCAAAAGACGCAGAGUUGAAAUUUUCGACGGACGUUGGUUUGACCUUGUAUCGAGCAUAUGCUACCUUCUAG